This is a messenger RNA of Colletes gigas, 2245 nucleotides long. It is a transcript of the gene Lrr47, whose product is annotated as leucine-rich repeat protein 1. The record is from RefSeq and is a predicted model, not a curated record. Gene Ontology annotation, molecular function: protein binding. The transcript is spliced from 4 exons. NCBI's taxonomy places the organism in Eukaryota, Metazoa, Arthropoda, Insecta, Hymenoptera, Colletidae. Bases 979 to 2202 code for a protein of 407 amino acids.
ACUAUAUGAAGACAGAGUACCUUUAGUACAGAGUAUUUUACAAACUUAUAAAGUUCAAAUAUUAUAAAUAAAUUCACAUCUAUACCCGUUACUUUUUCAAAAAAUCUUUUAUUAUUCUCAUGUCAACAAUCUACAAUUCGCGCCCUUGAACAGUGUUACCAAAUUUACGAUUCCAUAAACGCAAACAGAAUUACAAAUAAAUACUAUAUCGGGGAGAAAUGUGUAAUACGUAUGGGGAGUGGAAAUUAAGAAGAGUAAACUUAUUUAAUAAUUUAUAUUUCGGCACCAAGUAAAUCCAUAAAACAAUGUUACCCUGAACGACACCCUUCAAAUUCUUAACCUUGUCUCUUUAAAUUAGUUACUAAGUAAGCGGGUUAUUCAAAUCAAUUGAAUCUAAUAUCUUUCUUUUUAAAAUGGUGAAAAAAGUUGUUUUGGGACAUUGUACAGUAUAACAUUAGGUGUAUACUUAGGAUCUUGUUCUUGUUAAAAAAUUCAGUUGUUUCCCGGUACUAAUUUUUCCGUAUCAUUUUUUCAAGUGGGUUUUAAGUAUAUCUAAAUAUACCCAUCGUUCCAUAACAGUAUAUUAUGACGAAUCUGUCACCAUGCUUUACAGUUGGUAUCAUAUCUUUCAAAUCUAACGCUGUGCUGCUUUUCCUCCAUAUUUUGCCUUUUAAAUCCGUUCAAAAAAUAUGGUACAACGAAGACAGACAAGAUCGGUGUUCCUAUGUCUUUUCAGUUGCAAGACAAGGAAGAACAUAGAAACGUACGUCGCUUCGACGCUCGGUGUGUCCCCGGCCUAAGAGGUAGCCAAAAAGUCGGCAACAUCGCCGCAACAGUUUGCAACAGGCUGCCGCUUGUGUAUUAAUGUAAAGUAAAUCCGGGUAUAAUUUAUGUGUUAAGUCGACUUUGUAUCGUGAAGUAUUAUUACUUUACGCGGUAAAAAUUUAUUUUUCUAUAUUUAAAAGAAACUCAUUCAAAAUGAAACUGUAUUGUAACGUGGCAAUAAAUAACAGACUGUCUUCGACAAAUGUGAUGUUAAGGAAAUCACAACGUUCAAUUUUAAUACUUGGGAAACAGACAGCAGACAGUAACGAAUUAUGUUUAUUUUUGCAAACGUUACAUAGCGAACAAACUACUACAUACAAAAUCGAUGAUAACAUAAAUAAAAUAUUCACAAGAUUCAUUAAUGAAGGAAAGGCCACGAUUCGCCUGACAGAACCAUCUCAUGAUUUAAUUAUUAAAUCUGAUCGAAUUCAAUUGAAAUAUUUUAUUUGCUCGUUACAACAAUCAAAAACUUUGAAACCAUCGUUUAUAACUAUUUUUAAUUCGUCUUCGAAUAAAGAAAGAAGAGGUUCUUCUAUCCAAUCUUCUGUUCCAAAGAUUAAAGUUGUGAUUAAUAAACCUUCUCAAUACCCAGUCUUAGAAGGUUUUCCAAGGACUACAGAAGAACUGCAUUUAAUAGGAUUAAAUAGAACGUCAUUCGACAGACAAGUUUUAAAACUCCAAAGCUUGAGAAUAUUAAACUUGUCCAAUAAUCAAAUUUCAUCUUUGCCGAAAGAAUUAGGUUCCUUGCGUCUGCAGGAACUAAAUGUAUCACAAAAUCAACUAAAUGAAGAUAAGAACUGGAUAUGGCUAGAUGAAGUUACUAUAAACCAGACUAUAAAAUUCUUAGAUAUAAGCAAUAAUUUUUUAAGAAUGUUACCGGAACGUAUUGGGAAACUUUGUGCUCUCGUUGAUUUGAAGGCUAGCAAAAAUAUGUUAUUUUAUUUACCACAAAGUAUCGGAAGGUUACCACAUUUGCAACAUUUGGAUGUAGCUAACAAUAAUUUAAAAUGUAUGCCUGGAAGUAUGAGGAACCAACUGCUCAUUUCGUUGGAUAUCUCUGAGAAUAAAUUCGAUUAUUUUGGGUUAAAUUCUAAUUCGAGUACUAUUGAUGUACCUAGUUUGGUUGAAUGCGCAGCCCGAGUAUUUCUUAAAACAAGAUGUCCGUAUGAUGCAAGUCAAAUCCCAGGUGUGUUGGUAAAGUAUUUAAACGAGGCAAAGUAUUGUAUUUGUGGUAAUCCUUGUUUUAAGUCGUAUGUAAGACAAUUCCGAUGGUGUCGUUUUCAUAGCAUAACUAGUAAUGUAAAAUCAUCAGUAGAUGUUGUACCAUUUGAUUGUUAUUUUUGCUCGCUUAUUUGUGCAUAUCGUAACAUACAUUAAUUUUUAUUUUUAAAAAGAGGCUUUCUGUAUAACAAGGUGUAAG